GAUCCGUCCCAGCCAAAGGUCCCUCUACGACAUCAGUCUGAGCAGCCCUCAGUCACGCCACACGCCCGUCUGAGGAGCAUCAAGGACACCCGAGGAGAUCGCGGACAACAGAAGAAUGGGGAUCUUGUUAUUUCUGCUCCUAGAUCUCUUUGCACCUUGCUACUCUCAGACAAUCAACAGUGUUCCAAUUAUCAACAUGACUGUAGUGCAAGUGAGAGAGGAUCUCCGUGCAGGAGCAUUUGCUUUCCAGAUCGAGGCUUAUGACCCUGAUGGUGACAAACUCACGUAUGGUAUAAGAGAUCCAGCUUAUCACUUCAGCGUGAAUAAAGACACUGGUCAGGCCUCCAUCAACAAUACGCUGGACAGAGAGACACAAGAGUACUUCAGAGUAGAAAUUAUUGUCAGCGAUGGAGUUUAUGAGACAUCCAAAGAAAUCACCAUUAUUGUGCUGGACGCAAACGACAACGCGCCGACGUUCCAAAACCUGCCGUACAAUGUUGAAGUGGAGGAGGACAUAUCUGUACACACUACUGUGCUGACCGUGCUGGCCACCGAUCCUGAUCUGAACACAGGUGGAAUCGUCUCUUACAAAAUCGAUCAAGUCAUCCCGCUUGACGGAACCAGUGUGUUCUCCAUCUCUGAUAGAGGAGGAGACAUCGUGUUGAAUGAGCCUCUGAGCUUCACCAGCAAGAGUGCUUUUUAUCAGAUAAAGAUCAAUGCAUCUGACGGUGGGGGACCAUUAUAUGACGAUCCUAACUUCGUUCAGUCCACUGCCACGACUGCCUUCAUCACAGUCGUUGACGUCCCAAACCUGGACCCUCAGUUCCUAAACCUGCCUAACUUGGCCUCUGUUGACGAGAACUCCCCUGUGGGAACGUCUGUGUUUAAGGUCCAAGCCAGGGAUCCAGAUACAGGCAUCAAUGACAUCAUCUAUUACAGCAUUGAAGACACCAACGCACCAGACUUGUUCCAGAUCGACAGGGACGAUGGCGUUGUUUCCGUCCUGACUGUAUUUGACCGAGAGGAGCUGCUACACAUUAAUGCUCUUGUAGAACUGACUAUAAAGGCCACCGAAGCCGGCCUCAAUGUGGAUGGCAUCCAUGCUAACACAAUGGCUAAGCUACAGGUGAACAUCGGAGACGUGAAUGACAACCAGCCCCGCAUUUAUAAGUGUGAUGGGAACAACUGUGUAGAGCAGACCCACUUCACUGGAGACAUUGAUGAGCACUCGUCUGUGGGCCUGUCAGUCUCAGGCCUCAACAUGACAGUAAAAGACCCAGACCUGGGAGAGAACAGUCGUUUCAUGCUCCGCCUUCAGGGAACAGAUAAAGAUGCUUUCUCUGUCUCACCCAUAUCGGCGAUCUCGGAAAGUGCCGUGCUGAUCCUGGUCAAAGACCCCAUCGCGAUCGACUAUGAGAAGAAAAAAGUGAUGAUUGUGGAGGUGGUUGCUACAGAUGCCACCAUCCCUGACUUUGUGUCCACAGCUACGGUCACCAUUCAGAUCAAUGACAUCAACGAUAACAUCCCAGAGUUUGAGGAGCAAGCAUAUAAGUUGUCUGUUGAGGAGCAUUGUGCGAAUGGAACCAUUGUGGGCACAGUGACGGCGACAGACGCGGACGAGCUGGACGAAGGUCUCCUCACUUACAGACUGCUCCCGGAAAGCAUGCUCCCUUACUUUGAUGUCUACACAGACAAUGGCACCAUUUAUGUCAAAAAUGGGAAUCUGCUGGACCGGGAGCGCACAAGCUCCUACUCGCCCACACUCCAGGCCAGAGAUUCAGGGAGUAACGUGGGCUCCACCGUCCUGGAGAUCACCAUCCUCGACAUUAAUGACCAGACGCCACAGUUUUACAGAGACUAUCAGGUUUUCAUCCGUGAGAACAAUGUGCUGAAACUUCAAGUGGAGGCUAGAGAUGAUGAUGAGCCGAACACACCCAACAGCAAAAUCCAGUACGGCAUAGAGGACAGUGAAUACAGUGGCAACUUCACCAUUGACAAGGACACUGGCAUGAUAACAAGCAUAGGCAUUCUGGACCGUGAGGCCAUCGAUCCGGAGCUGAACGGGGUGAUUGAAUUGAAUGUGACAGCCACAGACAUGGGCGUACCACCUCUGUCAUCCUGGGUCAUUGUCGUCAUCAAUGUCGACGAUGUCAACGACAACCCACCUGUGUACUUGGAUCCAGACUACACCUUUCACGUAAAGGAAGGUGAAAGAGGUAUAUUGGUGGGUUAUGUCCGUGCCCGAGACGCUGACCAAACAGAGUACAACAACCGCAUCUCGUUCCGCAUCACCAGUGGCAGCCAGGGCAACUUCCUGUGCAUUUCAGAACCCAACGGCGAUGGCUACAGGGGAGUCAUCAGGGUGGACCCGGACGUGGAGCUAGACUAUGAGAGCGACCGCAAAAACUACACGCUGAUGGUGGAGGCCACAGACCUUGGCCAGCACACAGCCAUGACCACAGUGGAGGUGGUGGUGGAGGAUGUGAAUGACACGCCGCCCGUUUUCCCAUCAGGCCUGACAAUGAGUGUUGAGGAAAACUCCCCACCGCUGAUGGAAGUGGGCGUGAUCGAAGGAAGUGAUGCUGACACAAACCACUCUCUGAUCUAUGAGCUGGUCUCCACAAAGUGCCACUGCAACAAAACGUGGGAGCCCUGCGAGGAGCAGUGGUUCAUCCUGGAGCCCACGGGGAUUGUAAGGACCAGCGCUGACUACAACAUCGACUACGAGAAGUGCAACAUGGUGGACAUGACAGCCAGAGUGGUUGACUUAUACACAGAGAAGGGGAGGAAUAGCACAGAGGGUACCGUAAUGAUCAAUAUAGUGGAUGUGAACGACAACGCACCCGAGUUCAUCCCAGUCCAGGAAUUUUUUGUUGUGCUCUCAGAGAACGUCGAGCAGGGCACAUCUGUUGCCAGUGUUUAUGCCACAGACAGAGAUUCAGGGGAGAACGCGAAGAUCACGUUUCAGGUUGAAGGGGUGGAGUUCGACAGCACCAACGCUGGCGAGGAUCCACAGCCAAUCGGCCUCAUUUUCUACGCUGAGACCAACGAGCAGCCAGAUGCUAUAGGAAACUACAAUGGAGUUAUAAGAUCCCACCAGACUCUGGACCCUGAUAGAAAAGGAAAGUACUUGGUGAGAGUGAAGGCGAUAAACCUUGAGCUCAGUACAGAGGAGACGAUCGAGCUUAUCACAGUGGACAAGUCCUUCAGGGUGGGCCUUCGAUUUGAGUCGCCAGUGGCGGAAGUCAACGCGAACUUGCCGUAUAUCAGAGGGGCCUUGACGGGAGCCACGAAAGCAAUGGUGCAUGUGGUUAAGGUGUCAUCUGAGACAACAAGGAAUGAACAGAGAAAAGAGGUGACUCUUCUCGAGGCGUACUUUGUGUUCCCGAACGGGACGGCCCUGGACUCUGACUCGGUGGUCCGGAUCCUGAACACGCAGGACGUGUAUGAACAGUAUGGAGUCAUACUGCAGGGCUAUGGCCUCACUGGCAUUCUGACGGGCACGUUUGAGCAGCAGGAGAACAAAUUGGAGCUGUUUAUCAUGAUCGGCCUGGUGGUCGCCCUUCUGAUUGUUGUGACCGUCAUGUCCACGUCACUUGUGUGCGUUAGAAGGAGUUACAAGAGGAAACUGAAGGCAGCCAAUGCCAUGAACUCUGCAGCCAUGGUAACAGUGGAGGUCCAGAAGGCGGGACCUGUUGUGCCGGGCACCAACAAAUACACCAGAGAGGGUGCGAACCCUGUGCUGAACCUGAACAUUGACUCAGCCACAGACCUGGGCUUCGACGAGGACGGAUCCAGUGCAGACAGGGAGAGCCUAAACUCCCUGGACUACAACAUUGACCUGACCAUGACUGAGAAAGGCACAAUGCCAAUGACGAUCAUUGCGGAAGAAGAGGAGGAUAUGGGUGGACAUGUGUACACUGAGCCUUUGGGAGCAGCGCUGGCGCAGAGAGGGAAGAAAGGUCCACAGCCUACAGGCCUCACCAUAGCUAACCCCUCUUUAAGCACCACUGACCUCUAAAACUGCACUGACCAGCAACAUCCUCCACUCUGGCCAGUCCCAUCCUGGAAGAAGACUCAACUCUCCUGCACUUUUCCUCUGUCUGAUGUCCUUUUCAGUAAAGCAACAGGCAAAAAAACCAUCUGUUAAUAUGUUUUAGAUUACAACCAUGCACAGUUUAACCGGCCAGUCAGGCAAAAAACAUCCAUAUUACACAUAUGGCUACAUCAUUAGCAUAUGGACAUUAGAUUGAUUAAAUGGAAACAGAGUAUCGAGUUUGGCUGAGUUUAGUCAGUUCUCAGCCUUGAAGCUGCACCACAGCUGCCUUCAUGUUGAUUUUCAACAUUGCUUCUUCAUUUAACAGUAAAUCCAUUGCGAGAAGUGAUGUACAGUAUAAGGCUCACACACAGGAAAACCACCUGUGCACUUUUGGCCUUGAUUAUUGCAGAGAGAGUUCUCAGAAAGAGAAAGAAAUAAAAAAAGAGAGAUAGGCUGCACUGUAAAUCACUUUACUAUGUUUUUAUGGUUUCAUCUUUUGUAUACCUGGUUUGAUUUCUCUUUUGAUUUUGUCCCUUUUUAUAAUUAAAUCAGCCCAGUGCUGUUGUACUCUGUGGAUUCAUGUAACUAAACUAAUGAUCCUUUUGUAAACAGGAAUACAGCUCAUAGUCCUUAAACUGCUGUACCACAGAUUAUAACUCACUUUGUAAACACAUUUUGCCAAAGCUGCAGCUAGAUUUGAAGAUUUAUUUGUAAAUUGUAUAUUUUGGAACAAUUUAGACUUCUUGUGAAUUCUGCCAACAAAAUUACAGUCCUUACUAAGGUUAUUUGUCUGCGGUGUACAUAUCUACCUUAUACUGUUAAUAUGGGAUGUUUUGAAAUGAUGUAAAUGCAAAAAUAAAAUUACAUUGUUGAAAA
Messenger RNA from Pygocentrus nattereri (red-bellied piranha), 4915 nucleotides. RefSeq names its product cadherin related family member 2 (gene cdhr2). The transcript has 31 exons. Gene Ontology annotation, molecular function: cadherin binding; calcium ion binding. NCBI's taxonomy places the organism in Eukaryota, Metazoa, Chordata, Actinopteri, Characiformes, Serrasalmidae. The coding region runs from base 116 to 4021 and encodes 1301 amino acids. The record is from RefSeq and is a predicted model, not a curated record. Gene Ontology annotation, biological process: homophilic cell-cell adhesion. Gene Ontology annotation, cellular component: plasma membrane; catenin complex.